AUGGAACCUGCACAGUCUGCGAAGGGCAUCUGCCCAAGGCAGGCCAUGCUCUCGGACUGCAAGGACUCCCACAAUUUUUCCCUUCAUGCUGCAUGCCGUAGAAUUCCCGCUAGCUACUUAUCUCAAGUCGCAUUUUUGACGAGGAUCCAAAGACAGAUCCUGUAUCCCUGCGGCAUGGGCCGUCUGCCCAUGCACGUCCCAAGCGCAAGAUGCCUCGGGGGCCGCAGCGCGGGGCCGCAGAGCCGAAGCGACUUUGUACCUUCCGGUCGGCAGCUGUCAACCGCCUCUGUGGCCACAGCUGUCGCAAGGAUCUCAGCACGGGGCCGGGCAAAACAGCCGCCCCUUGUGCGCAAGAGAUGUUCCACAGGAUGUUUAGAUGGGCCCGUGGAAAGCUGCAUUCCCUGCAGCCCCAAGCCCUUGGAAUUACAAGGCUGCGAAGCCACAGCUGCCACAUCCUUAGUUUUCGGAGCCGUCUGCGAAUUCUUAUUCCAGGAGCAGGAUGUCGUACUGGCCGGAUGCUCAUUGCCAAAUCGGCCUCCAAGGAAAGACAUGCGAUUGAGGCCCUUUGAUGCCAUCCACUGUGUAUGUCAGAACAAACAUAGGAUAUCGGGAAUUUACAUGGGGAUCUGGGGCCCUUCACAACGGAACUAG
Messenger RNA from Symbiodinium sp. CCMP2592, 651 nucleotides. The record is from the annotation of a GenBank genome assembly. NCBI's taxonomy places the organism in Eukaryota, Dinophyceae, Suessiales, Symbiodiniaceae.